Messenger RNA from Exophiala spinifera, 1131 nucleotides. RefSeq lists its product as uncharacterized. NCBI's taxonomy places the organism in Eukaryota, Fungi, Ascomycota, Eurotiomycetes, Chaetothyriales, Herpotrichiellaceae. The transcript has a single exon. The record is from RefSeq and is a predicted model, not a curated record. The coding region runs from base 1 to 1131 and encodes 376 amino acids.
AUGGCACCCAACCUCCUCCAUCCCGCUAAAAAACCUGAGCCGUUGAACGCUCCUCCAGGAGCUUCAGCCAAGGUUCAAAUUGUGGAUGGAACCGCCAGAAUAACCGCCCCCACAGAUGUUUUCAUGACACCGCCAAUUCAUGGUCAUACGCAAAUGUUCGCGCCUGCGUUCAGUUUCUUGGUUGAGCAAGUAUCUUCAGGCCGGAAGAUCCUGUUUGACUUGGGUCUACGGAAAGAUUGGCAAAGCCACCCUCCUGCUGUUCAGUCUCUAAUCAGCGGACCGGGUUGGGCCUUUGACGUCCCAAAGAAUGUCGACGAGGUCCUUCAAGAAAACGGUGUUGACGUUAAGGGUGGCGCGAUCGAGGCCGUUAUUUGGAGUCACUGGCACUUUGAUCACACAGGGGACGUGAGUCAGUUUCCCACAAGUACGACUCUGAUUACAGGCCCUGGCGUCAAGGACUCUUUUUUCCCGCUCUAUCCAGAGAACGAAAAUUCGCCACUACUAAGCUCGGAUUUUGCGAAUCGUAAGCAUAAAGAGUUGGAUUUCGAGGGCAAGUCUCAAUUAAAGAUUGGCGGCCUUAGAGCGAUCGAUUAUUUUGAAGACGGUUCGUUUUAUCUUCUCGACGCUCCGGGACACGCCAUUGGCCAUACAUGCGGGUUGGCGCGAGUUACGUCCACCAAAGAAGGGGAUACCGAGGACACCUUUAUUUACAUGGGCGGCGAUACAGCGCAUCAUGGGGGCGAGUUCCGGCCCACGGAGUACCUGCCUCUCCCUGCAGAAAUCUCGCCAUCUCCGUACGUGUCCAAGUUCGCUUCGGUUUGUCCAGGGCAUCUAUUUGAGGCCAUUCACCCCAGGAAAAAGGGUGUCGAUCCAUAUUACGACCUCUCUACUCAUGUUGCUCAUAAUCACGAAGAGUCUAUACACUCCAAUGAGCGUAUGCAAGUCUUUGAUGCGACAGACAAUGUGCUCGUUAUCAUUGCUCACGACAUGACCAUACUUGACCCUGCGUGUGGGUUAGAAUGGUUCCCCCAUGGUACGGUGAAGAAUUGGAAGGCGGCCAAUGCAGCUGAAAAGGUCCGCUGGCUUUUUCUGAGGGAUUUCGUUCCUGCAGUCGAAAACUCUGUCCCAUGA